Tigriopus californicus is the source of this 1935-nucleotide messenger RNA. RefSeq names its product glucose-6-phosphate 1-dehydrogenase X-like. The transcript has 2 exons. Gene Ontology annotation, cellular component: cytosol. The record is from RefSeq and is a predicted model, not a curated record. Bases 81 to 1640 code for a protein of 519 amino acids. Gene Ontology annotation, molecular function: glucose-6-phosphate dehydrogenase activity; NADP binding. Lineage: Eukaryota; Metazoa; Arthropoda; Copepoda; Harpacticoida; Harpacticidae. Gene Ontology annotation, biological process: glucose metabolic process; pentose-phosphate shunt, oxidative branch.
GGGGAAACUUUCGAUGUCCACCUAGAGAGCAAUCUCAGUUAGUGUAUCGAGAAGCGGAGACUCGAUCUCAUCAGGUCAUUAUGGAUAACUUGGUCCCCGAAGAUAAUUGCAAUGAGCGAGGAUUGAAUAUCCUCAAGAAAUCUCUGGCAUGCACGGAUCAACCCGUACAAACGAAUGCCAGCCAUGUGUUCGUGAUUCUGGGGGCUUCCGGAGACUUGGCCAAGAAGAAGAUCUAUCCAACCAUGUGGGCCUUGUACAGGGACAAAUUAAUCCCCGAGGAUACCAAAAUCGUUGGAUAUGCUCGAUCCAACUUGACCAUGGAAGAUAUCAAGUCCAAAUGCGAACCCUUUCUAAAGGUCAAGGAUGAGAAUCGGAGUAUUCUGAAGGAGUUUUGGACCAUGAACUCUUACGUCAGGGGUCAAUAUGACGAAAAAGCUGAUUUCGAGAACUUGAAACAGGAAAUGGAAAAGUUGGAAAAGGCGGACCAGGAUAAUAACCGGAUCUUUUACCUGGCCCUUCCGCCUAGUGUCUUCAAGGCUUCGGCCUCGAGAAUCAAGGAAACCUGCAUGUCCGCUCGAGGUUGGACGAGGAUCAUCAUUGAGAAGCCUUUUGGUCGAGACUCGGAAAGUUCCGAGGAUUUGAGCCAACAUUUGGGGCGUCUAUUCCGAGAGGACCAACUCUACCGGAUUGACCACUACUUGGGCAAGGAAAUGGUUCAAAAUAUGAUGAGCAUUCGCUUCGCCAACCAAAUCUUCUCGCGUUCCUGGAACCGGGACUCGUUGGCGUGUGUGGUGAUCAAUUUCAAGGAGCCCUUUGGCACUCAAGGACGAGGCGGAUACUUUGAUAAAUUCGGGAUCAUCCGAGAUAUCUGCCAGAAUCAUCUCUUGCAGAUAUUAUCGUUGGCUUCCAUGGACAAACCACCUACAGUGAGAGCCGACGAUAUUCGCAACGAAAAAGUGAAGAUCCUCAAACUUAUUCCCCCUGUGGUGGUCGAGGAUGUCGUCCUUGGGCAAUAUGUGGGUGAUCCCGAUGCCAAAGAAGAGGAGAAGCGCUUGGGUUACAAGGACGAUAAGGGUGUCCCAGAGGACUCGGUCACACCCACGUAUGCUGCCUGUGUCCUGCGAAUCAAUAGCGAGCGAUGGGAAGGCGUGCCCUUCAUCAUGCGAGCGGGGAAAGCCCUGAACGAGAAGAAGGCCGAGAUUCGCUUUCAGUUCAAGGAUGUCCCCGGAAACAUCUUUGGCCAGAGACCCAAGCGAAACGAGCUGGUUCUCCGUGUCCAGCCCAAUGAGGCGAUCUACUGCAAGAUGAUGAACAAGGCACCCGGCAUGAGCUUCACCAUGGAGGAAUCCGAACUGGACCUCACCUACAAGGACCGCUAUUCGGACGCCCGAUUGCCCGAGGCCUAUGAGCGACUGAUCUUGGACGUGUUUGUGGGCUCGCAAAUGAACUUUGUCCGAUCCGAUGAAUUGCGUGAAGCUUGGCGGAUUUUCACCCCGUUGCUCCAUGAGCUGGAAACACGUAGACAAGAGCCCAUUCCCUACAAAUUCGGCACGCGAGGUCCCAAAGAAGCCGAUGAAUUGGCCCAGAAGAACAACUUCGUGUAUACCGGAACCUACGAGUGGAUUUAUGAAGACGUCUAAGAGCUAGCUACUAGCUUCUAUUCAAUACCAUUGUUUGAGACGUGUUUUUUAUGGAGAUUCCGUGACUCGUUCUUAUCGUGAAGAAAGGACUGUACGUAUGUAUGUAGCAAGCAAUUUAUGCUUUGGAAACGUCCAAAUCGCAGGUCCUCGAGACGAAAUCUGAAUAUCUCUGAAAAUGCGAUAAGUGCAUUCUUUAGAACUUCGUUUUACAUUCACCUGUUCGGAGUGAUUGUCAUGCUUUUGUCCUGUGAGGGUCGGGAGGGUCAAAUAAAAAUUCCGAACGAGCCUUUUCAAA